AUGGAGGCGACCCCGGCGGCGGCGGCCAACGGCUCCGCGAGCGGCGCCGACGGCAACCAGUUCGUGCAGCCGGCGUGGCAGGUCGCGCUGUGGGCCGUGGCGUACGCGCUGGUGGUGCUGGUGGCGGUGGUGGGCAACGCGGUGGUGAUGUGGAUCAUCCUGGCGCACAAGCGGAUGCGCACCGUCACCAACUAUUUCCUGGUCAACCUGGCCUUCUCCGAGGCGGCCAUGGCCGCGCUCAACACGCUCGUCAACUUCACCUACGCCGUGCACAACGUGUGGUACUACGGGCUCUUCUACUGCCGCUUCCAGAACUUCUUCCCGGUGGCCUCGGUCUUCGCCAGCAUCUACUCCAUGACGGCCAUCGCCGUGGACAGAUACAUGGCCAUUAUCCGUCCCCUGCAGCCACGACUGUCAGCCACGGCCACCAAAGUCAUCAUCUGCGUGAUAUGGCUGCUGGCCUUAUUACUGUCGUUCCCGCAAGGCUAUUACGCAACGACCGCAGAUCUGCCCGGGCGCGUGGUCUGCCUCGUGGCAUGGCCAGACAACACCACCCAGGCCUAUGAAAUAACGUACCACCUGUCCGUGACGGUGCUAUGUUAUGUCUUGCCCCUGCUAGUGAUAGGCUACGCCUACACAGUGGUUGGACUGACGCUGUGGGCAAGCGAGAUACCGGGGGACUCUUCGGACCGCUACCAUGAGCAGGUGUCCGCCAAGCGCAAGGUCGUGAAGAUGAUGAUCGUGGUGGUGUGCACCUUCGCGGUCUGCUGGCUGCCGUUCCACGUGUACUUCGUCCUGCAUCACUUCAACGAGGACUGGUACGAGAAGAGGUACAUCCAGCAGGUCUACCUGGCCAUCCUGUGGCUGGCCAUGAGCUCCACCAUGUACAACCCCAUCAUUUACUGCUGCCUCAACGACAGGUUCCGGAUCGGCUUCAAGCGCGCUUUCCGGUGGUGCCCUUUCAUCAGUGCCAGUGAAUACGAAGGGCUGGAAAUGAAGUCGGCUAGGUACUUCCAGACCCAGAGCAGCAUGUACAAGGUCAGCCGGAUGGAGACCACCGUCUCCUCUGUUGUUGGCAACCCGGAGGAGGACCUGGAGGACAGCGGCAGAGCAAAGCGGCUCUCGGUGGAUCUGACCUCCAAUGGCUCCUCCCGCAGCGACUCCAAAACUGUGUCAGAGAGCUUAAGCUUCUAUUCGAAUACGCUUUCCUGA
Varanus komodoensis (Komodo dragon) is the source of this 1212-nucleotide messenger RNA. It is a transcript of the gene TACR1, whose product is annotated as tachykinin receptor 1. Gene Ontology annotation, biological process: G protein-coupled receptor signaling pathway; positive regulation of flagellated sperm motility. The transcript is spliced from 5 exons. The coding region runs from base 1 to 1212 and encodes 403 amino acids. The record is from RefSeq and is a predicted model, not a curated record. Gene Ontology annotation, molecular function: substance P receptor activity. Lineage: Eukaryota; Metazoa; Chordata; Lepidosauria; Squamata; Varanidae. Gene Ontology annotation, cellular component: sperm midpiece; plasma membrane.